Molecule: messenger RNA, 6237 nt
Organism: Cavia porcellus (domestic guinea pig)
Lineage: Eukaryota; Metazoa; Chordata; Mammalia; Rodentia; Caviidae
Gene: Irs4
Product: insulin receptor substrate 4
Exons: 2
Coding region: 9-3788 (1259 amino acids)
Biological process (GO): insulin receptor signaling pathway
Cellular component (GO): cytosol; plasma membrane
Molecular function (GO): insulin receptor binding; phosphatidylinositol 3-kinase binding
Source: RefSeq, a predicted model, not a curated record
GCAUCACCAUGGCGAGUUGCUCCUUCGCUCUCGACCAAGCGACAAGGAGACUGAGAGCUGCAGCAGCGGCGGCGGCAGCAGCUCUAGCAGCGGUGGCGACCACCUCGCUUCCUUCUUUGGGAACUUCGACCGCACUCAUUGGGACGGGAUCGUCUUGCCCGGGAGCCAUGUGGCUCUCCAACGCCGCUGGCUCCCGGUCAGACUCCGAGUCCGAAGAGGAGGACCUCCCCGUCGGGGACGAAGUCUGCAAACGCGGCUACCUGCGGAAACAGAAGCAUGGACACAGGCGUUAUUUCGUGCUCAAACUCGAGACCACUGACGCCCCAGCUCGUUUGGAAUACUAUGAAAAUGCUAGGAAGUUCCGGCACAGUGUCCGUGCCGCGGCUGCAGCUGCAGCGGCCGCCGCCUCCGGUACCGCGGUGCCCGCGCUCAUCCCACCACGGCGGGUGAUCAUCCUGUAUCAGUGUUUCUCGGUGAGCCAGAGAGCCGAUGCAAGGUAUCGACACCUUAUUGCCCUUUUCACCCAGAACGAGUACUUCGCGAUGGUGGCGGAGAACGAGUCGGAACAAGAAAGCUGGUACUUGCUGCUCAGCCGCCUUAUCCUCGAGAGCAAGCGCCGCCGCUGCGGCACUCUGGGUGCACUGUCGGAGGGAGAGCCUGCAGCGCUGGCGGCGGCGGCGGCGGCGGUGGCGGAGCCACCCUUCUAUAAAGAUGUGUGGCAGGUAAUAGUCAAACCCAGAGGGCUGGGUCACAGAAAAGAGCUAAGCGGUGUGUUCCGGCUGUGUCUUACCGACGAAGAGGUCGUGUUUGUGAGGCUGAAUACCGAAGUAGCCAGCGUGGUAGUCCAGCUCCUGAGCAUCCGUCGCUGCGGGCACUCAGAGCAGUAUUUCUUCUUGGAAGUUGGCAGGUCUACUGUUAUCGGUCCAGGGGAACUAUGGAUGCAAGUCGAUGACUGUGUGGUUGCCCAAAACAUGCAUGAGCUGUUUUUGGAGAAGAUGAGAGCCUUGUGUGCAGACGAAUACCGAGCCCGCUGCCGCAGCUACAGCAUCAACAUCGGCGCCCACCUGUUAACCCUGCUGUCCACUAGGAGGCACCUAGGCUUGCUGCCUCUGGAGCCCGGCGGCUGGCUCCGAAGAUCCCGCUUUGAGCAGUUUUGCCACAUCAGGGCCAUCAGUGACGGAGAAGAGGAGCUGCUGUUCACCAGGCGCUUCAUAACCCCCAGCGAGCCUGUGCCUCCCUCCAGGAGUGGAAGAUUGCACCUGCCCAGACCAUGCAGGUCCGGGAGGUCGAUUUCAGUGCCUGCCAACUUUCUUCACCGCCUAGCGCCCAGCCCUGUAUGUGCCCCACACCCUGAAGAAUCCCCCAAGGACGGAGCUAGUGCAGCCUCGGGCUCUGGCCCCGGAAACUCUAGGGCGAAAGGGAAAGAAGGCAAAGAGAGUCAGGAAGGAACCGAAGGUGACUACAUGCCCAUGAACAACUGGGGUUCAGGAAAUGGCCGUGGCUCAGGUGGUGACCAGGGUACUAGUGGCCAAGGUUCCAGUAGCCAGAGCUCAGGGGGAAACCAGUACUCCAGCGGGAGGCAGGGAUCUGGCGGUGGCCAGGGCUCAAGUGGCAGCCGAGGCUCAGGAGGUCAGGGCUCAGGAGGUCAGGGUGCUGGAGGAAACCAGACCCCAGGAGAUGGCCAUGGCACCACAGGUGGCCAUGGCUCAGGCGGUGGCCAGGGACCUGGAGGUGGACAUGGCUCGGGUGGUAGCUGGGGACCAGGAAAUGGCCAUGGCGCAAGUGGUGGCAGGAAUUCAGGAGGGAACAAGGGUUCAGGAAGUGGGAAAAGCACUGAGGGUGAUGGUGACCAUGGAAAAUCUCUGAAGAAAAGAUUCUAUUUUGGCAAAUUAACUCAAGGCAAGCAACAGCAAAUGGGACCUGCUUCUGCACCUCCACCCCUAUCAGCUGGACCAACUAAUGGAAAAGGGAAGGGAGGAAGAUUCAGACUUUACUUUUGCGCUGACAGAGGAGCCACAAAAGAACGAAAAGAUGCCAAAGAGAUGAGAGAUACAGAGCCUCCAGGAAGUACAGCUCUGGGUUCCCACAGAGUCAGAGCUUUUGAUGAAGAUGAGGAUGACCCAUAUGUGCCAAUGAGACCAGGGGUGACUGCCCUUUCAAGCUCCAGUGAUUAUAUGCCAAUGGCUCCUCAAAAUGUCUCUGCAUCAAAAAAGUGCCAUUCUAGAUCACCAUUUGAAGAUUCAAAAGGAUACAUGAUGAUGUUUCCCAGAGUAAGCCCACUGCCUACCCAAAGUGCUCCAAAAACGCCUGAUCCUAAUAAAGAGGAUGACUCAAAAGAUAAUGAUAGUGACAGUGACUACAUGUUUAUGGCUCCAGGAGCUGGUGCAAUUCCAAAAAACCCGAGAAAUCCUCAGGGUGGCUCCUCCUCCAAAAGUUGGAGCUCCUACUUCUCUCUGCCUAAUCUUUUUCAGAGCUCACCCUUGGGACAGAGUGACCACAGUGAGUAUGUACCAAUGUUACCUGGAAAAUUCCUGGGGCAGGGCAAAGAAAUUUCAUCAAACUGGGGCCUCAAAGACAGAGCUUCAAAGCCUAUGCUGGAGGGGUCUUUCUCAAAUUCUGGAGAUGGUAGAUCAUCUUCAAAACCUUCAAAUGGUGGGCCCCCAAAGAAUAAGGCUAAGAGACCUAAUCAGCUGGCUUUUAUUACAAAAGGGAAUAAAAUCAAGCCCAUACCACAAAAGCAGAGAGAAGUUGACAGCUUUAGUGGUUAUGUCAACAUUGACUUCACUAAAAGAGAUAGUAUGCCAGCCCCCUCUGCUCAAGGACUGCCACAUUCGUUGGGCAUAAUUGCUGACCCCAGACAGUCAGCCUUUUCUAAUUACAUGAAUGCUGAAUUCAGAGUGCCCUUUCCAAAUCCAGCAAGCCACCUCUCAGAUCUUUUAAGAGCUAACCCCUUAUCUCUGGACGGUGCUAGGUGGCCAUUUCCUCCUCUUCCUCCCAGGGCUACAGGUGGCAAUGUCAGUGUGGAAGAGAGUGACUAUAUUGAAGUAAUUUUCAAUCCAGCAAUGACACCAGCUGUGCCUUUUGCUGACAGUGCCAUUCGCUAUGAUGCUGAAACAGGUCGAAUCUAUGUGGUCGACCCAUUUUCUGAGUGCUGUAUGGACAUUUCUCUCUCCCCUACAAGAUGCUCAGAAUCACCACUUGUAGCCAGGCUGCUGCAGGAAGAAGAGCAAGAGACCAGAUGCUCACAAAGUCCUUCACAAAGUUUCUUUGCAGCUGCCAGAGCAGCUGUUUCGGCUUUCCCAACUGAUAGCCUCCAGAGAGAGAUUUCUGCUUCCCUUUCCUCAGCUCCAGCAGCGGCAGCAGCGCCAACCUUAGAGGUAGGCCGAUUGUUAGCUGCAGCCUCAGUGCUCACGGUGGUCCCGGGUUUAGGCGCAGCUGCCCAGGUCUUGGAGGCUGCGGUUGGGUUUGACUCCGCCUCCGCCUCCGCCGGCUCAUUCCAACCUGUUGCGAAUGCUGCUGAUGCCGAGGCAGUAAGGGAGGCCCUGGACAAUGCCUGUGGUUCAAAUUCUAGAGCCCGGAAUCCAGCUGCAGAUCUUGCCAGAGGUGAGAGCGCAGCUGGCUCUGCUGCCGCUGCAGCUGAGACUCCGCCACCUCCACCGCGUAACCGCUGGGUGCCUAGACCCCCAGAGAGACAAGAGUCUGAACACAAUGACGACGACAAUGACACCUACGUGAGAGUGGACUUUGCCAGUCCUGACAAGAAAUUACGCUCUCCGAAAAGAGAGUGAUUACAUUGCCACAAAAACAUAUUUUAGAAGAAAAGUGACGCUUAAAGAAUUCCAUCUCAUCUACUCCAGAUCUGCCUAAAAGAAAGAAAAUUCAGAGGCUUCGGAAUAGAAAGCAACCUUAUUUCUAAAAACCUACACAUGAAUUCCAGCAGUUGAAGGAUCCCGACUCACUGAGAUCAUUCCUUCUUCUGUGUUAUGGGUCCAAGUGAUUUUUAAAAUCAAGAAUAUUUGCACUGUGCUUUGUUUUCCAGUAUCCCUUUCUGACAUGUGUCUUUGAAAGAAAACAGGUACUAUAAAAGUUAACACCUAAUAACUCCUUUUCUUGCAAUCUACGUAAAUGUGGAUCAUAUCAAUUUUAAUGUUGAAUAAUAUUUGGUUUCAUUUUGAAAUCAUAAAACAUUUAAGGGCAGAUUUUUAAAAACUUGUACAAAUAAGAAGGUAGGUAUGAUCUGGAAUCUUUUGAUUAAAAUAUAUUAAAAACAUUUCUUCAUCAAGAAAUGAAAUAUCAACUAAACUGAUGUCUUAGUGGGGGAAUUUUCAAUAUUUUAAGGCAGAACUAAAAGCCAGAUUGUCUCAGUUUUUGCUCGUUAACAAGACUACAACAUUUCACAUUGAUCCUCAGCUAAACUAAUAUCUUGACUGAGCAUUUCCAACAUUUUAAAGGCACACCUGAGGAGCAAGUUAUCUACUUGUUCAUAUAUUACAGUGAUCCUCUGCCUGUAAAUCAAGUUAGCAUUUCCAAAUCAAUUGUUUUUGAAAACUAUAUUUUCUCACCCUCCAUCCUUUCUCUUUUUGACCCUCUCCUGGAUACACACACUCCCUCUCAUGCCCUGGACUCCUAUAAAGAAAUCAGUUUCAUAUAUCAAAAAAUUUAUACUUAUCAAUCAACAUUCUAAUUAAAACAUAAGCCCAAACAAGUCUCUUAUAAGGCUUUAUUUCCUUCUGGACAAUAACCUGAUGUAGUAUGAACCAAAUUAAAAAAAAAAAAUCAGAGCAAGCUCCUGCCCCUUCCGUUUUUGCUUGCUUCUGAUGGAAACUGAAUUAAAAUUUUAGGAACCUGGAUCUUUGAGUGUGUGACACCAACAGAUGGUGAUCACUUAGGAUGUGUACAAAGGUCCUGAAGCUUGCUUAGAACUUUGCUAUGUGGUGGCACACAAAUCUCAGCCUGUUGUACCAUCACUGGCAAACCUCAUCAUAUCAUAGAUACGUGUGUUUGCAUGAAUGUGUAAGUGUGUGAGUGCUAGUGUCUGUAUGCACAUACUGGUAUGUAUGCAUAAUUUAUGUACCUGUGAACACGUGAUUGUAGAUGUACCUGUUGUGUGUAACUCUGUCACCAAAUUGCUUUGCAUUUCGUGUGCAACUUUGCAGUAGUGUAAUAUUUAAAUUUUUCACCACUCUUGAUGUUUUUGAACAUCUACUUCUAGCUUUGAGCAGGCUUUCAGUACAUGUUGCUAAGCUAAAUUUUCAGAAGAAAUGAGUGAAUUUCUAUUAUUUUUCCUGUGAACCAAUCAAAAGGAUAGGGGUUUCUUCAUUUCCUCUUGUGAAUGGGGAGAUGUGGCUACAGGACCAGUUAGUGCCACAGUUACUGGUCAUUGAGAAGGCUUCACUGCGUCACUCACUUCGGACUCCUCUGUCCCUUCAGAUUACUCUCUUUCCCCAUCCUAAUCAAAUAAUGCAUUGUGACUUUUGUUCAAUAUGAUAGCAAUGUGCUCUUUUGGUAGCCUUUUCAAACAUUCUAUCAUCUUUGUACAUCGAAAUAAGUUAAGUCAUACUGAUUCAGAAUGAUGGGAAGAUGAGCAUAUUUGAGGGAAAAUGUAAUUUACAGAUUAGAUUUAGGGGCUACCAGCAGACAGGGUGCAGAGGGUACAUCACAGCGGUAAUACUUACUGAAUAAACAAAUGGAAACCUUAUACACAACAGUACAUACAACUAGUAACAGGUACAGCAUUACAAAUAUGCAAUGUUUUUGACACUACUCCUUAGUUUACAGACACAAUUUAUUCAGUAUUGUGCUGGAAGAAUCUUACUAUGUACCAACAUCACUUUACCUUCCACUUAUCAGUUUAUGCUGCUGUUAAAAAAAAAAAAAAAACCAAUGGUGGAAUGAUUUGUGUGUGUCUGUGUAUGUGUGUGUGUGUAUGUGUGUGUGUGUGUGUGUGUGUGUGUGUGACCUCUACAUUAACUUGGUAUCAUGCAUAGUCACUAGGACAAUGAAAACUAAAACUUUACAGUUGUAACAGCUCAUUACAUGUCCUAUUUCUGCUUUACAGUUUGGUGUUAAAUUGCUCUGGCUUUGUCUUCCUUUGUAAAUAUUCCUGUAUUCUUUGUAAACAUCUCAUUUGUAGUUCUGGGAGACAAACUUGCAACUCUGUAUAGUGUUUAUAUAUGUACAUAUAUAUAUCUGACUCGCUUUUCCAUAGAGCUACUUGCAAUAAAUGUGUUCACGUAA